CUCACCUGCACCCCCGCAGGGACGGAACCUUGUGCCACCCGCGCCCGGCGGCUCGCGGCUCAACUACACAGUGCUCAUCGGCUCCACGCCGUGUACCCUCACCGUGUCAGAGACCCAGCUGCUCUGCGAGUCACCCAACCUCACGGGGCAGCACAAGGUCACGGUCCGGGCUGGCGGCUUCGAAUUCUCGCCGGGGAUGCUGCAGGUGUACUCGGACAGCCUGCUGACCCUUCCCGCCAUCGUCGGCAUUGGCGGGGGCGGAGGCCUCCUGCUGCUGGUCAUUGUAGCCGUGCUCAUUGCCUACAAGCGCAAGUCUCGGGACGCCGACCGCACCCUCAAGCGGCUGCAGCUGCAGAUGGACAACUUGGAGUCCCGCGUGGCCCUGGAGUGCAAGGAAGCCUUCGCGGAGCUGCAGACGGACAUCCACGAGCUGACCAAUGACCUGGAUGGUGCCGGCAUCCCGUUCCUCGACUACCGGACGUACGCCAUGCGGGUGCUCUUCCCCGGGAUCGAGGACCAUCCAGUGCUCAAGGAGAUGGAGGUGCAGGCCAACGUGGAGAAGUCGCUGGCGCUGUUCGGACAGCUGCUCGCCAAGAAGCACUUCCUGCUGACCUUCAUCCGCACGCUGGAGGCCCAGCGCAGCUUCUCCAUGCGCGACCGCGGGAACGUGGCCUCGCUCAUCAUGACAGCCCUGCAGGGCGAGAUGGAGUACGCCACGGGCGUGCUCAAGCAGCUGCUGUCCGACCUCAUCGAGAAGAACCUCGAGAGCAAGAACCACCCCAAGCUGCUGCUGCGGCGGACCGAGUCAGUGGCAGAGAAGAUGCUGACCAACUGGUUCACCUUCCUUUUGUAUAAAUUCCUGAAGGUAGGCGGCUGAGGAGGAGGG
This is a messenger RNA of Ailuropoda melanoleuca (giant panda), 886 nucleotides long. Its product is annotated as plexin-A1-like. Bases 197 to 877 code for a protein of 226 amino acids. Gene Ontology annotation, cellular component: semaphorin receptor complex; plasma membrane. The record is from RefSeq and is a predicted model, not a curated record. NCBI's taxonomy places the organism in Eukaryota, Metazoa, Chordata, Mammalia, Carnivora, Ursidae. The transcript has 5 exons. Gene Ontology annotation, molecular function: semaphorin receptor activity. Gene Ontology annotation, biological process: regulation of cell migration; semaphorin-plexin signaling pathway.